AUGAUAUUUUGGUUGCUUAUCCUACUUUUGGCCCUCCUUCUUUUCUACAAUUUCCAUUACAAGCGGCGCAAUCUCCCGCCAGGCCCAACUCCUUGGCCCUUCGUCGGAAAUGCGCUAACAUUGUCGCGCACCAACCGAUGGGAGACCAAGUUUCUGGAAUGGAGCCGGACGUACGGCUCCACCUUUACGUAUUGGCUGGGCGAGUUGCCGGUCGUGGCGGUGUGCGACUACGCCGAUAUGCAGCAAUAUUUCGUGAAGCAGGCCGACCUCUUCUCGGACCGCUACAACCAACAUUUGACGAGGCUCCGAUUCGGCGAAUACGGGAUUUUGAUGACGAACGGAGCGGUUUGGAGGGAACAGCGACGGUUCGCUUUGAAGGUGUUGAGAGACUUUGGGCUGGGGAAGAAUCAAAUGGAAGAGAGGGUAAGUUCUGUUUUUGAAAAAUUUUGAGUCGACAAAAUAUCAGCCUGUCGGGAAAAUAAUCAACUCUCUGACGCAUCGAAAAUCGCUUCGCCGCAGAGAAAAAAAAUUGUGUCGCGAAAAAAUUAAAUUUCUUUUCAAUUAGCGACAUAAUCGGCGCAGCGACGUUUCUCCUAUUAUUUUCCCGACAGACUUGCUGCAUGUAAGAUUUCCAAAUUGCGUAUUUUAAAAAUUUUUCUGUUUUUGGGAGAUCUGUGAAAAAACUUUAAAUCCAUCAAAGUGGCUUUGUAGAACAAAAAAAAUUUACAUUUUUUAAUUCCCGCCAAAUCCUGGCAUUCUGUUUCAAGGCUCUCCUUGAAAAGAGUUUGUUGUCCAGAAGUACGAACUUUAGAUUUUCCUUAAACUUUGCGCACACGUCAGGCAUAAGCCACGAACUAUUAUAAUUCCUGAAAAUUUUCGCUGACGCUUUUCAGGGCUACUUCCCUUGUGAGGGGUUCAUUUAUAAUACGACAUCUUCGAUUUCAGAUCCUUCUGGAGCUUGAUGACGUCAUCCGAAAGACGGAUCGGAUUUGCGGUCCGGAAGAAAUUGAUUUUUUCAAAUUCACCGACAUUGCUGUUGGCUCGGUCAUCAACUCCAUUGUGAAUGGCUACAGAUUCACGGAGGUAAUUCCUGUUCUAGGGAUUUUAGCCAAAAUGUUGAGUGGCCUAAUUGACCGGUAAUUUCGUGAGAUUUCAGUGGUUUUGGGAGAAAUUGGUCAGAUUUUUUCAUUUUUUUUUUUUUUUUUUGAGAAUUUUGGGCAAUUUGCCCUGUCAAGUUUGGGCAUUUGACCAGUCAAAAAAUUGAGAUACUUGAGCUACCAUUUUUAGGCAAAUCGGUCAAAUUAGUGUUGGGGAAAUUGCACGUCAAACUGAGAUAAGCUAAAACAGUCCGGUGAAUGAGUUGGCAAUUUGCCAAAAAAAAGACGCGAAAAAAGGUUUUGUCGGGGAAGAAAUGGGGAAUUUUUGGGGCGAGAGAGUACGUUUUUGCGUGUCUUUUUUUUCUCUUUCGCUGCGAAAUCAAGACGAAGUGUAAAAAACCGAUAGCGAAGGGUCUAAUCCGGUCACCGGACUCCUCGGUUUGACGUGAGUUGCCCUGUCAUAUUUCGUCAAAUUGCCCAUCCAAUUAGGGAAUAAAAGUAAAUUUUUUUUUGAGAAUUUUGUUCAACGUAUCCUGUCAAAUUUCAUCGAGUUGAUCGGUCAAGUUUUUGUAUGUUGACUGGCGAGAUUCGGGCAACAUUUUCUGUUAAAUUUGGGCAAGUUGACCGACAGAAUCUCAAUCACUUCCUCAAAAUUUCUUCUCCGCUUUUCAGGAGAAUUCCCACGAAUUCUACCGCCUCAAAGACCUCACCAAAAAUCUGAUGAUGGCCACCCGAAACUGGCGCUCCAAUUUGGCCACAAACAACCCCUGGCUUCAACGGUUCUCGUUUUUCAAGUCCAAAAUGGACAUUGCGAUUAACUACUUCAACGAAAUCACAGCGUUUCUGAAUCAACAAGUCGCGAAACACUUGGAAAAAAUCGAUUAUUCGCAGGACUUGGAGCCCAACGACCUGAUUGACGCGUUUUUGUUGGAGCGACAGAGGCGGAUUGCGGCUGGAAAUGAGGGAAGUUUUGUCAUUCGGCAGCUGAACACGGUCGUAUUCGACUUGUGGCUGGCCGGACAAGAGACCACCAGCAGCACGUUGACCUGGAUCAUUGGGUAUUUGAUGAGAUUCCCUGAGGUUCAGGAGAAGCUGCAAAAAGAGCUGGAUACCGUGAUUGGGAGCAAAAGGAUUGUGAGGAAUUCAGAUAGAGCCGAUUUGCCCUACACAAACGCAGUUAUUAUGGUAAGAGAAAUUCAAAGUUUUGCGGGACCGAUCAAGGACCCUAAAAGUCGUGUCCUUUUUUAUUACAGUGAGGGACAUGAACCAGUGGCAAAAAACGUAGCAUUUUGCAUCCAGGAAGUAUCAAAAAUGUAGCAAAAUACCUCCCUCUCCAACUAAAAAAGCUCCGCUUUGAACUGCGCGCCCGCUUUUUUCUGAGAGGACCCUUCAAAACGGAGUUUUUUAGCUGGGGUGGGAGGCAUUUUGCCACAUUUUUGAUAUUUCCCGGAUGCAAAAUGGCACGUUUUCUGCCACUGGAUCAGGUCCGCCACUGUAUACUUUUCGGGUCGACAACAAUUCGCGUCAUCACAAAAUCGAUCAAUACGGGGCGUAGGGCAGGUGGAGACUCAAAAAAAGGUUGUAGGAAAUGUCUACGAGGCCUGGCAAAGCCGGUGGAUGAUCGGCGGACGCACGGCAUAGGCUCGGCGAAGACUUGCAAGGUCUCCACUUUUUCCAAUUUUAUCUAUAUUUUACCAAAAUCGAUAAAAUUAAGGCUUCCUUUACCUGAGUUAUUGCAACAUAUAAAAGUAAAAUUCCCAUCUCCUUUAAUAUAUGUCUUUAGGAAUGCCAAAGAUGCAGUAAUAUUCUGAGUCAAAACGUCGCUCGCUCCGUGCAUCAAGACGUGGAAGUGAACGGUUAUUUGUUGAAGAAGGGAACCACGAUAGUCCCACAAAUCUCUGUGCUCCUACAGAACCCCAAAGUAAGUCAAAUACGACGACCGCUCUUACUAAUAUCUAAAAUGAUCUCAGAUCUUCGCCGAGCCCGAGAAAUUCAAUCCCGACCGAUUUAUCGACCAGAAUGGGAAGUUGCGACAAGUGGAAGAGCUGAUUCCAUUCUCGCUGGGCAAGAGGAUCUGUUUGGGCGAGGGAAUGGCCCGAAUGGAGCUGUUCAUCUUUACUGCCAACCUCUUCAAUCAGUACAAGUUUGAGAGCGGAAAAGUCGCGCCGAGUUUGCAAAAAGUAACAGGGAAUUCGAUGAUGAUGAAGCCUUAUAGCUGUGUGGUUCGGAGGCGGUAA
Bursaphelenchus xylophilus (pine wood nematode) is the source of this 3334-nucleotide messenger RNA. The record is from the annotation of a GenBank genome assembly. Lineage: Eukaryota; Metazoa; Nematoda; Chromadorea; Rhabditida; Aphelenchoididae.